Molecule: messenger RNA, 1823 nt
Organism: Tupaia belangeri chinensis (Chinese tree shrew)
Lineage: Eukaryota; Metazoa; Chordata; Mammalia; Scandentia; Tupaiidae
Gene: TYW3
Product: tRNA-yW synthesizing protein 3 homolog
Exons: 6
Coding region: 134-925 (263 amino acids)
Source: RefSeq, a predicted model, not a curated record
AUGAAAAAGCACGAAAAUCUCUCGCGUUCGGAACGAUGAGCAAGUUUGGGCCUCUUCGGCCACCGCACGCUUCAAUAUGGCUGCCCCCAGAGAGAGGCCGGGCUAGCGUGAAGUUGGAGCGUAGACAGCUCAAAUGCUACACCGUAUGGAUCAUAACGCAGAAUUUGGGAGGUGGAAGGCGCAGUGUUUAAGCAGAGCGGACCUCAGCCGGAAGGGCAGUGUGGACGAGGACGUGGUAGAGCUCGUGCAGCUCCUGAACGCGCGAGAACAGUUUUUCACCACUAGCUCCUGCGCGGGCCGCAUCGUCCUCCUCGAUGGGGAUAUAAAUGGUUUUGCAGUUCAAAAACAAAACCGUUGCUGGCUCCUGGUCACACACAAACCUUGUGUAAAAGACGAUGUGAUCCUAGCUCUGAAGAAGGCAAACGGUGAUGCUGUUUUGAAAUUUGAACCAUUUGUUCUUCAUGUGCAAUGUCGACAGUUGCAGGAUGCACAAAUUCUGCAUUCAGUGGCAAUAGAUUCUGGUUUCAGGAACUCUGGCAUAACAGUAGGAAAGAGAGGCAAGACUAUGUUGGCUGUUCGGAGUACACAUGGCUUGGAAGUUCCAUUAAGCCAUAAGGGAAAACUGAUGGUGACAGAGGAAUAUAUUGAAUUCUUGUUAAAUAUAGCAAAUCAAAAAAUGGAAGAAAACAAGAAGAGAAUUGAAAGGUUUUACAACUGCCUUCAACAUGCUUUAGAAAGGGAAACUACUACUAACUCUCCUGUUAAGAUCAAAGAGAAAAAUAACCGACCAUAUACUCAUAAGAAAAAAAGAAAGCCAGAAAAAGCUCAUGGCGAGUGUAUUAAUGGAGAAUAUGAUAAAGAUCUUGAAAAUGACGAAGAUGACAAUCCAGGAAUCGGUGUUACUAUCUUCCCCAAAGAUUACUAAGAUUUGGUUCUGAAGAGUUUUGUUAGAUUAUAUAAUGUUGCUAAGACAUUUGCUGAAGCUGCUCUUUAUAAGAGUAUUUUAGUUUGUUGAGUGUGUCAGCCAUUCAGAAAAGCAAGAUUUAACUUCUCUGUUUUAGAGAAGCCCGUCUUAUAAACAUAGAUGGCUUUUAAAAAUAGCUUUGUGUAGUAUUUGCUCAUUAAAUGCCACCUUUUUUAGUCACAGAGAUUCAUUGCAAAAAAUAAAAUUAUGAUUUUUAGUGCCUUUUUUGUUUCUGUUUCUACUUCUGUGAAACAAGACAAACAAGUAUAAUACCCUAUUUAAAGUCCUUAACAUCCGAGAUACUUGAUUAAAGGUCACAGUAACAUUUUAAUUAUUUCUACAUUUGAAACUGCCAGCCUUUAAAGUUUUUAGGGUCAGAGUUUGAUUCUGUUGCAUGGAGUUCAAUGACAAUUUUUUUCUUCCUUUUGAUCUUGGAGGUAAAAUAAUCGAUGCCCUUUCUGUUCAGGACGAAAUACCUGAACUUUCUUUUCUCAUUAUUUCUCACAAAUCAGAGCUUGCCACUGUCACCAUUUCUUUGAAACACGUGGGCAUCGUUUUUCACUAAGCCUGAUUAGAAUGAGAACUGACUCAGUCAUCCUAAUAGAACAGAUGUGCGGCGAAAAACUGCAAAGAUCAGAAGCCUUGGGUUUGUAUUCUUACUGCCACUCAGAAGUUGGAGAUAUCUGAGCAAAUCACUUAAUUUUCAAAGGCUUCCGUUUCUACUGCAUUAUAGCAGUACUAACAGUUCUAAUGUACUCUGUUUACACCAUAGGCAUGUUGCCAGGAUUGAGCUUAAAAAUGUGAAAGCAUUUACUAAUAGGCUAUUAUGCAUAUAUGGUACUAUUUAAUUUCAUUAUAA